AUGGAAACCCAAACAUUCCCUUCACUUCACACACCACCACUGCCUACACUUCCGUUUGAUCUCAUCGCAGAUAUUUUCUCUAGGCUCCCCGUCAAGCUCCUUCUUCAACUUCGCUGUCUCUGCAAGUCUUUCAAUUCACUUAUCUCCGAUCCCAAAUUUGUAAAGAAGCAUCUUCAAUUCUCAAUCAAGCGCCCCCACCUUGUCGUAAACUCUACAAAUAACUUAGAUGAGUUACUUCUCUUUGAUUCCCCAAUGUCCUCCAUUUUUUCUAUUUCCACUGCUAUGCAAACACAUCUCAGUUAUCCUAUUACUCCUAUAAAUGUUGGAUACGGUAUACCUAUGGGAUUCUCCUCUUGCGACGGUAUGCUUUGUUUUGCCAUUCAUGCCAAUUCUGUUGUUUUAUGGAACCCUUCCAUUAGAAAGUUUAAGUUACUGCCUCGUCUGCAAAGUCCAUCACAAAUAAAUCCGAUUUUUAUAUAUAGCUUUGGGUACGUUCGUUUCAUUGAUAAUUAUAAGAUUGUUAGUAUUUCCUUUUCUAUUAAAGACCAUAUCGAUGUCAGUGUUAAUACCAUUGGUACAGAUUUCUGGAGAAGAAUACAUGGCUUCCCAUAUUGUAACACCAUUCGCGGAUCAGGAGUAUUUGUGAGGGACUCAGUUAAUUGGUUGGCAUAUGAUGCUUCAAGUAGUUCUUUACAUGCCAUUGUUUCUCUUGACUUGGAGAAGGAUUCAUAUCAGAAGCUUUCUAUACCUGAUUUGAAGAGGGAAAAUUGCACCUUGGGGGUGGUGACGGAUUGCUUAUACAUCUUUGAAUGUAAUGAUAUGUUUUUCGAUGUUUGGGUCAUGAAAGAAUAUGGCAAUAAGGAAUCUUGGACUAAGAUAUACAAUAUUCCUUAUAUGAAAGACCAUGUUUUCUAUUCCUAUGCUAAGGCCUUAUAUAUCUCAGAGGAUGACCAAUUGCUCAUAAACUUUUAUGACUUGACAAGUAAAAAAUUAAAGCUGCUUAUUUAUGAUUCAAAAAAUCGUAUUUGGAAGAUUCCUGAUAUUCAUAACAUCAAAUGUAUAAGCAACUCAGAAGUCUACAUUGAGAGUUUGAUAUCACCUUUUUCUAGAGGUUAG
Molecule: messenger RNA, 1116 nt
Organism: Vicia faba (fava bean)
Lineage: Eukaryota; Viridiplantae; Streptophyta; Magnoliopsida; Fabales; Fabaceae
Source: the annotation of a GenBank genome assembly